Messenger RNA from Cokeromyces recurvatus, 1171 nucleotides. Its product is annotated as PIN domain-like protein. The transcript has 6 exons. The record is from RefSeq and is a predicted model, not a curated record. NCBI's taxonomy places the organism in Eukaryota, Fungi, Mucoromycota, Mucoromycetes, Mucorales, Mucoraceae. Gene Ontology annotation, molecular function: 5'-flap endonuclease activity; protein binding; metal ion binding. The coding region runs from base 63 to 944 and encodes 293 amino acids.
UUAUUAUUAUUAUUAUUUUUUCCCUUUGUAUGUGAAUUAUAUAUUCAACUUGAAGAUCAAGAAUGGGAAUUAAUGGAUUAUUACCUUUUUUCGAGUCUAUUCAAAAACCUGUAAAUAUUUCAAAAUAUAAAGGAAAAACAAUUGCCAUUGAUGGUCAUUGUAUUCUUCAUCGUGGAUGUUUUGGUGCUGCAACUGCUCUUGCCCUUAACGAUUCUACUGAUACAUACAUUAAACAUUUUAUGCAUUAUAUUGGUUUAUUUAAACAUCAUGGUGUCAUUCCCCUUGUCGUCUUUGAUGGCUUACCCUUACCUCUUAAAAAAAUUACAACAGAUGAUAGAUCUCAGAAACGUCAAUCUGCCUACGCAAAAGGUCUUUCUUAUUUUUCACAAGGAAUGUAUAAUGAAGCUAAAAAACACUUUCAGCAAUCUGUCACGAUUACACCUGACAUUAUCAGAAAUGUCAUCUUGAAAUUAAAGGAGAAUAAAGUGGAAUGUAUUGUGGCACCUUAUGAAGCUGAUGCUCAACUCGCCUAUCUUCUUAAAACCAAGAAAGUGAAUGCUAUUGUAUCCGAGGAUUCUGAUCUUUUAGCGUAUGGUUGCUCUAAAGUAAUUUAUAAAAUUGAUCGUGCUGGUUCAGGUCUUGAAAUAAAUUAUGAAGACAUAUUUAAAAGCCCCAAAUUACACAUGCAAAAUUUUACGCAAGAAAGAAUGAGGCAUAUGUGUAUUUUAUCUGGCUGUGAUUAUUUACCUUCUGUUAAAGGGGUGGGUAUAAAAACUUCCUUUGAAUGGUUUUAUGAAUUAAAGACUUUCGACGAAUUUUUUUUUUUUGGUUUCAGGUCUAUCGUCGCCUUCAGCAUAGAAAACCACAUUUAUUACCAAAAGGAUAUGGUGAACAAUUCAAAAAAGCAAACUUGGCUUUUCUUCAUCAAUGGGUUUAUGAUAUAGACGAAAAAGAUUAUGUUCGUUUUUCACCUCUUCCUUUUGAUUGUAGUCAAGAGGAAAUUAGUAGUCUUGGAAAGAAACCCACUCCUCUUGAUCUUAGUCUAUUGAGGGUGAAUAAGAUUAUUCCUAAAAAGAAGACUUGUUUACUUACUCCACCUUCUACUCAAGAUAGCAUUACAAAUGAAGAGAUUACUACCACCCAAGAUACCCUUACCACUACCACUACCACU